CCCCUUCCCAUCUCGCCGUGGGUUCCCCGGCGGCGCGGCGGCUGCCCUCCGACGGCCGGUUUUUCCUCCCAACGAGCUUCCCCACUCCACACCAAUUGCAACCAGCAAGAAGAAGAUGGCAUCGUCUCUGACGGACCUCCCCGACCACCUCCUGACCGAGAUCUUCCUCCGCCUACCCGACCUGGCUGACCUCGCCCGCGCCUCCGCGGCCUGCGUCAGCUUCCGCCGACUCGCCACCGACGUAUCCUUCCUCCGCCGCUUCCGCUGCCUCCACGCACCACCACUCCUCGGCUUCCUCGACCGCCACGGGUUCCAUCCAGCACUACCGCCUCACCCCUCCGCACCCGCCGCCCGCGCGCUCGCCCUCGCCCCGAUUUCUCCUUCUCUUUCCUCCCCUCCCAUGGCCUUUGGACCGUCCAGGACAGCCGCGACGGCCGCGUCCUCCUCCAGCGCUGGCCCAAAAUGGGCGAGGUCAGCCGGGAGCCCGCCGUGUGCGACCCUUUGUGCCGAUGGCAUCUCGUGCUCCCCCCAGUACCUGACGACCUAGUCGCUUUGUUAGGCAGAUGCCGGUGCAAGCCUUCUGUCUUUCCCCUCGGCGACGAUGAGGAGGAAGCUGCUGUUGAAGAGGCAUCAUUCCAAGUGAUGUUGAUGGCAUACUGCGAAACUAAGCUGGCCGCAUUCGUGUUCUCGUCGAGCACCGGACAAUGGAGAGCUGCUGCAUCCAAGGGUUGGAGUGAUUUGGCCCUUUGCAGCAGCGAGUCCGGCAUGAUGUCACCCGUCCACCCUCUUUUUCUCAGGCACCAUUAUGCUUAUGGCUGCUUCUGCUGGGACUGUACGCUCUUCAGGUGGAAAAAGUUGCUCAUGCUUGACACAACAAGGAUGGAGUUCUCCCUUGUUGUCCCCCCACCUGGAGAAUGGAGAAAGGAAGGUUUUGCCAUUGUGGAGGCAGGGGAAGGCAGGCUUGGGAUCUUUGGUUUCCAUGGUGAAUCUGCAUCGUCUGACCUUAUCUAUACCUUUGCGUGGAACAAAGGGGAGAAUCCCAGCCAGUGGAAAAUGGAGAAGACAAUCUCACUAGAUUCUGGUUACCGGUAUUUCAUCAUAGCUGCAACAGGAAGGUAUUUGCUAUUGACAAGGACACCAGACAUAUCUCAAGAGAACCCGCGCUUUGAAUAUUUUUCGAUCAAUGUCAAGACGUUGCAGCUUCAGAUGGUUUAUUCAGGUCAUAGCAGGCAUAAGUUGUCGGGGACACACAUAUAUACCAACUUCCCGCCAUCAUUGUGGUCUUCAAACGCAAAUAUGCAGUGAUUCGAUGCAGUCAUCGUCAGAUCAGAUUUCAGAGUUCAAAGUGAUUUUGGUUUCGAUAGCGUGGAGUUCUUGCUGAUGUGAUCACCUCUCUGACAAGAUGGCGUGUGCCAAUCUAGAGAAUUUCUCUUGGCUGUGGUUAUGUCUAUGGUGUUCGUGUUUUCAUCAUGCUACGCCUAGCUUGGGUUGCUGUAACAUGGAUGUGGCUGUUCUCUGCCUAACAAUGUGACCAUGAAAGUAACAGUUUCA
Messenger RNA from Triticum dicoccoides, 1551 nucleotides. RefSeq lists its product as uncharacterized. The transcript is spliced from 2 exons. Lineage: Eukaryota; Viridiplantae; Streptophyta; Magnoliopsida; Poales; Poaceae. The record is from RefSeq and is a predicted model, not a curated record. The coding region runs from base 463 to 1305 and encodes 280 amino acids.